UUACUCUGGAUCAUUAUACCUGUGAUCAACACUGCGGCCUCCAGGUGUUUUGUCCCCGUCUCUAUAGAGACAGGUGAAGGAUCAUUUUACAGGUGAGACGCUGGUGUUGUUUCAGAGUUUGGGCUGAGAACAGUUUGCCUGUCAGCACCUUUCUCUCUGCCUCUCACUGUGGACUUGCCUUCACUCCAGCUCCAGCUCAUUUAUCUCUUGAUGUCAACCGAGAGCAACUUCAAGCUGUUCUAAAUGCGACUUCUAGAAAAAUGGGCCAAAUACAUGAAGAACACAGACAGCAUCAGUCAGGAAAUCAAACCAUCUGGAACCCAACAGGUCUGAUCACAGCUUCUGCCCAUGCCUGAACAUGACCUGCCUGACAGAGUAAAAAAAAUUAUCUAAUUUUUGGUAACGAGUAGGAACAGCUGCCAUAUUGGGAUUUGAAUCUGUGCACCCAUUGCAUUAAUCUGGGCCUCUGGAUUACCAGUCCACUGACAAUAUGCUUUGUGUAGAUGGUCGACAGACUUUGGGGAGUCAGGAGGCAUCUGUGAAUCUAAGCAGCAGGAAUUUGGAGAACAAUGUCAGGACCCAGGAGGAGAUUGAACCCCAGCCCCAAUCCCCCCCUGAGACCUCAGCGCCUGCCCCUGAGACGCUGCCACCCCGAGGUACCUGGGGUGGGAAGCAUGAGUUCUUGCUGUCCUGUAUCGGAUACUGUGUGGGACUGGGCAACGUGUGGAGGUUCCCAUAUCUCUGUUAUCGCAAUGGGGGAGGUGUGUUCCUGAUUCCAUACUGCAUCAUGAUGCUGUUUACAGGGCUGCCACUCUUCCUCAUGGAGCUGAGUCUGGGACAGUACGGAGGAGCUGGACCGAUACAUGUGUGGAAAUGCUGCCCUCUGCUGAAAGGGAUUGGGAUUGGGAUGCUUGUUGUUGCCUCUUUGGUUUCUCUUUACUACAACGUGAUUAUUGCCUGGACGUUCUUCUAUCUGGGAAACUCCUUCCAGAACCCUCUGCCUUGGUCCUGUGAGGCUCCAGCAAACUUUCACCUGUGUCAGAAUUUAACUGCUAACCAAACUCAUCAGAGUGCCAGUGAAGUUUUCUGGAAUGAACGUACCCUGGGACUGUCCAGGAGCACAGGCCUACAUGACCCAGGCCCUGUUCGCUGGGAACUGGCGAUUUGCCUUCUGGCUGCCUGGGUUAUUAUCUUCUUCUGCUGCCUGAAAGGGAUCCGCAGCUCAGGCAAGGUGGUUUACAUAACGGCGACGUUUCCCUACCUGGUGCUGAUUGUACUGAUCAUCCGGGGUGCCACACUCAAAGGCUCCUUACAGGGGGUGGAGUUCUACCUCAGCACCAACUGGAAGCGUCUGGGUAGCGCUCAGGUGUGGAACGAUGCUGCCUCCCAGAUAUUCUACUCCUUAGGGAUCGGUUUUGGAGGCUUACUUUCAAUGGCAUCUUACAACAAGUUUGACAACAACGUUGUCAGGGACACUCUCAUCAUUGUAACUGGCAACUGCAUCACCAGCUUCUUUGCAGGAUUUGCAAUAUUUUCCAUCCUGGGUCACAUGGCGUGGAAGAAGGGUGUAGCUGUGGAAGAUGUUGCAGAUUCUGGUCCCGGGUUGGCAUUUGUUGCUUACCCAGAAGCCCUUGCCCUGCUGCCUGGUUCGUUCUUUUGGUCGAUCCUGUUUUUCCUGAUGCUCUUCACCCUGGGGAUCGAUACGCUGUUUGGUAACAUGGAGGGAAUCACCACGGCGUUCCUGGAUGAGUUCCCAGUGUUACGGAAUGGCAAGUGGAAGGUGAUGUUCCUUGCUGCACUCUGCUUCAGCUUCUACCUCCUGGGAUUGCUGCUUAUCACUGAGGGUGGUAUCUACUGGUUCACUCUCAUCGAUUCGUACAGCACCAGCUUCGGACUCAUCAUCAUCACCCUCUUCAUGUGCCUGGGGAUUGCAUUUUUCUACGGCGUUAACCAAUUCUGUAAUGACAUUAUCGACAUGAUCUGCCUUUGUCCACCCUGGUGCAGCAAGCUGUUGCUCUAUUUCAAGGCAUGUUGGGCCCUCUUCACACCACUGCUGCUCUUGUUCAUCCUGAUGUACGUAUUUAUUGAGAUGUACAACACUCCCCUGCACUAUGGCCCCUAUGAGUUCCCGGUGUGGGGGAAGGCACUAGGAGUCUGUCUCGGGGUGCUCUGCUGCAUACAGAUCCCAUUCUGGGCUGUGGUUGCUGUACUGAAGGAGUCUGGAACAUGGCGAGAUCGGUUUAGGAAAGCCAUCCGACCCCUGAACUCCUGGAAGGUCACUGGGGGUGACCGGACAUUCACGCAUCAAACGGUCGAUGUGCCGUUCUCAGUGACGCUGACUGAACACGACAUGAACGAGAUGCAAGCCUGAGAGCCCCAACUCGGCCAGCAACAGUGACGAUCUUCACACCGGGGGAGAGCGGGGAGGUGGAGGCUGGGGAUUCGGCCACAGAUCAUCCCCUGGAAGACAGAGGCGGACCGCGUCCUGUUGAGGGAUUCCCCCUCCCCCCUGGUUACACUUCCGUUCAGGGAACACCGGACAAUGCGGGACUGCUACAGUGCUGCCACUCGCGAGUGGAGUUUACCCAGACUGGGAACUAAACCCCCUCCCCCUCCCUACCCACACGCCCAACUCCCAGCUCCCAGGAGGUCCUCGUAUCCCGGAAGGCGACUCUCCAUCAUCAACACCUUCCUUCCUGCAGGAAGACAAAACAGAAUCACUCCAAAUGUUCCGGCCUCACUAGGAGACCUUGCCAUUGUGGUGCCAACAGCACACACCAGUUAAGCGGAUAAGCUGUGACCUUUUCUCUCCACAAAGACUGUCAAAUUCUUGCAGCUUCCACUUCUUGCUGGGGGUGGAGUUUACCUCGUCUCCCGUCUCCUGAAGGCACUGACUGUUGUAAUGUAGGAAAAGCAGCAGCCAAUUUGCACACAGCAAGAUCCCUGAACAGCAGCAAAAUAAAUGAGCAGAUAAUCUUG
Molecule: messenger RNA, 2979 nt
Organism: Carcharodon carcharias (great white shark)
Lineage: Eukaryota; Metazoa; Chordata; Chondrichthyes; Lamniformes; Lamnidae
Gene: slc6a7
Product: solute carrier family 6 member 7
Exons: 17
Coding region: 491-2371 (626 amino acids)
Biological process (GO): sodium ion transmembrane transport
Cellular component (GO): membrane
Molecular function (GO): L-proline transmembrane transporter activity
Source: RefSeq, a predicted model, not a curated record